UUAUUUGAACCGCUCCAAGGCGACGGUCGGUCGAUUGGCACCGAGCCUUGCUUCAGGCUGGUGGUCAGUACAAAACUGACUCGAGUGUCACCCUGACGUUAUUAUUAGCGCGAUUGUUAUUUAAGAAAUGUCUGACUCGGAGGAAGAACUCUUUGAAAAACGAUUGAAAUUCGUUCUCGUAGGGGAUACCGGAGCUGGAAAAACCAGUAUAGCGACGCGAUACUGCAAUGGCGAAUUUACUAGACACUAUACGCCGACAGCCGGUGUUGACUUCUUUUUAAAGAACAUCAGUCUAGGAGACUACAAAAGUAUCACCCUUCACAUUUGGGAUGUUGGCGGAUUAUCGUUACAUGGAAAUAUGCUGGACAAGUACAUUUUUGGCGCACACGUAAUUCUGUUUGUCUAUGACGUGACAAACGCUUCGAGUUUCGAAAUUCUUGGAGAAUGGAUUGAAACGGUAAGAAAAGUGAACGAGGUACUCGAAGCACAACCAGUUUUGGCAAUAAUAGGAAAUAAGUGUGAUAUGGAACAUCAGAGGAGUGUUAAAAGAGACAAGUCCCACAUGUUCGCAGCUGAAAGCGGGAUACCGUGUCACGACGUUUCAGCUAGAACCGGCGAAUCGAUAACAAUGCGCGUCGCAAGUUUGGCUGCCGAAGUAUUAGGUAUUUGCGUCACAAAAGCUGAUCGAGGAUUUUACAAACCUAUAGUGCAGUCCGUGACCGAUGAUACCUUGACCUCAAAACAAAUACCGUCGACGGCUUUAAAAAAAUGCGCAAAGAAACACGCGAAAAAACUUCAUAAGACUGAGUCUAAUUCUGAGCUUCCACCUUCGAAAUCGAGUAUUUGUUCCUUGCAGUAGUUGAAUUACGUACACAGAAGGAAAGGAGUUUAUUUGAAUGCAUAGUAUUGAAUGUUAAUCACAUAAGUUACGAUAUUAAUAAUAACAAAAACGAUGUAAUGUAGCAACGGGUGCCUUAAAGUGACAGUUGAUUUUGAAGAAAUCGAAGUCAAGAAUUUCGGAAGGGUCCAACGCAACAAUUCGCGAAGACGCUUUAUCGAAUAAGUUGAAAAGAUAUUUAUAUCGAUAUUAUAUUAGUUACAAUAUUUACAUUAUCAUACAUUAUAAUGAUAAGAUGGAACAGAUACUUAAAAAUUAUAUUUCUCAGUCUAAUUCUCAAGUCAUGGUUGCUUAACAUUAGCUAUGCUUUUGCAUAACAUGGAACGACGACCUACCAGCCUACGGAAACAAAAAAAAAAAAAAAACCAUUGUGAAAUGACUUAUAGAACUGACAAUGAGAUUUCUUAAGCAAAAUUUACUAUAAAUCAUUCAGUAA
This is a messenger RNA of Neodiprion fabricii, 1334 nucleotides long. RefSeq names its product ras-related protein Rab-28-like. Gene Ontology annotation, cellular component: Golgi apparatus; endosome. NCBI's taxonomy places the organism in Eukaryota, Metazoa, Arthropoda, Insecta, Hymenoptera, Diprionidae. The transcript has 4 exons. Gene Ontology annotation, molecular function: GTPase activity; GTP binding. The coding region runs from base 128 to 859 and encodes 243 amino acids. The record is from RefSeq and is a predicted model, not a curated record.